AUGGCGACUAAACUCCCCUUCCCGCCAUCCACACCCGGCGCCCAGGUGCGCCGGAAACGACGCUACACCUGCUGCACACGCAACUGGAGCUGGACUCCGAGCUGCCCGAGAGCUUCACGCAUCCCGGUUGCUAGGCGACGAGGUACCCGACGACCACCGGCAGCUCCUGCCACAAGUGGACCGGUAGCAGAGGUGAGACCGGCAGUUCCUGCCACAAAUGGAACAAUGGUCACGGCGACGGCUAAGAGACGGUUUGGAUUCAACGCGCCGAAAAGGGUCACGGGCAAAGUGAAAGAUGCGCCGAAAAAAGAAGGAGAGCAUGAGAAAGGUUGUACGGCUUCUGGCCCGGGCCCGUGUAGUGUGAUGGGGUGCUUUAGCUCGGUGUCAAAGCAUAGAGCAAAGUUCGAGCAGAUGUCGUCGCCGACGGUGGAGAAGUCGCCGGAGAUGAGGAAGGUGCCGGUUAAGCAGGAAAACCGACGCCCCGCCGCACCAACAAGAACAAGGCUCCCAGCACCAGCCCACAGAGCCGCCUUCCUCAAGUGCGAAGGAAACGGCCAUGGCUCCAUCGGCCGCCGCAUCAGACCCGCCCUCGCCGGCCUCUUCGAAGGCGGACCUCCUAACCACACCCUCGAGUCGAACAACACCGCCAGAGCACCCCCACUCCCCCUCACAGGCCGCCAUAUCCCCGCUCCAUCAUCCUCCCCAGACACCGCGGCAAAUACACUGCGCGCACCACAACCUGUCGUCACCGCCGUGCGAACAGUCAGUUCUCCAGCGCUCACCCGUGAGCAGGAGGUCCUCAGACGCCUCGAGGAGGCACACAGAAGCUCACCGGUGUUCCGCUGUGCGGGGCCGCGCAAUAUGAAUGACUACUCCGAGGGCGGGCUCACAAUGACGUAUUUUGGGGAUCCAGAGGGACUGGAGGAGUGUCCGCGGCGUGCGGGGAUACGGAAUUGGGUUAAGGGGACGUGGAAGAGUCUUAGGCUUACGGGCGGUGGGGAGGAGGCGAGGGUACUGGUGUUGCCGAGGGGGUGGCUGGAGGAGGGGGAGUAG
Molecule: messenger RNA, 1053 nt
Organism: Morchella importuna
Lineage: Eukaryota; Fungi; Ascomycota; Pezizomycetes; Pezizales; Morchellaceae
Exons: 2
Coding region: 1-1053 (350 amino acids)
Source: RefSeq, a predicted model, not a curated record